AAACGCCAACCACUUUGGGCGGAUUUGCAGAUGCUCCGGCGCUCCGCCACUCGCAAGGAGGCUCCGUUUCGCCACUGCUCGGCGCGGCGAGCCGGCGGCGGACCGAGCUCGUCCGUUGCGGCACAGCGCAGGUCUCACCGUUUCACUCGGUGAGCAAUUAAAAAUGUUUUGACAGGGUAAAUGCUCAUGAUUAUCUGGUAGAGAAGUUGUAGAUCGGAAUUGCUGUGAAUGCCUUGGGUUCAGAAUCAACCCUAGCCCACCAACUGUAGUUUGCUAGUUUCAGGUUUAUGUUUCCCCUGAGGAUUGAAUGCGAGAUUUCUCGAGGUUAGAUGAACCGUGCUUCUUUCAAUUGUUCAGUUAAGACUGGUUGCUAUCAAUGCGAUUUUGUUUUCAGAAGAUGGCAGGACAGGAGUAAUUCCCUUUCACUGAAGAGCACAAGUUGGGUGAGGAUACAUGCUGCCACCCAGGUGAUGUCUGCAUUUUAGCGUAAGUUAGUUUUUCGUCACAUAUCUGUAGCUUUAUGGGUGCUAUAAUUCUGUGAAGCUGACUGCAAAGUGGUAGUACAUCGAUCUUGUUUUGUUACCGCUCGCGGAGGCCAAAUGUAACUAGACGGUGGCUGCGAAAUCAGAGUAGUUAUUGCAGACUUGCAAGUGUUCCAAAGACUGGUUUCAGUCUCUAGUCUAAGAAAAAGCAUUGACAGCUGAAAAAUCAUUUGUUAGUUGGCAGUUAGCUGUUGUUCUGUUAUUCAGGUGUCUCUGUUUCCUUGAUGCUGAUUGAACCUGACAAAUUUAUGGCUGUUGUGAAUUGUGAUCACUGAAGGUCUUAUGUCGUUGUUAGGAUGUUUCACUCAACAGCUUUGUGGUUACCAUUUAAGCCGUGCCCCAAAGGCAAGGGAACCUGUCGGACUCCCCGGUCUCCACCAUGACUGAAUCUUGUCCUGUGCUGUACUAUGUUUGCAUCGUUUCCUGAUAUUAAGGUAGCACGGGCCAUUUCUAUGCUUCAUAUCAGUUGCAGACUGUUCCCCAUCUCUUCGACUUCAACAUGUUUCUUCUUCUCCUACUAGUUCUUGGUCAUACGUUCACCCUACAAAUUCUUGCGUCCUCUGUUGCCACCAACUUCAUUUCACCUGGCCAAGAACUUGUUUACGGUGACAAUCUUUUCUCCUUGGAUGGGAAGUUCGCGCUCGGCUUCUUCCAAACAGGCAGUAAGUCCCACAACACUUUGAACUGGUACUUUGGCAUUUGGUUCAGUAAAGUGCCCACAAUAACUCCAGUCUGGGUCGCAAACUGUGAUGAUCCAAUCAAAGAACCUGCCCUAGUUCGGUUCACAAUCUCCCGGGAUGGCAAUCUUGUUGUCUUAGACAAGCCUAACAAUUCCAUGAUAUGGUCUAGCCAAGUUAGUAUCAGAACCAACACGACUAUUGCCGUGCUCACGAACAAUGGAAACCUUGUCCUACAAAAUACCUUAAGCUCAUCUGACAUUUUAUGGCAGAGUUUUGAUCACCCAACAGAUACUUUCCUCCCCGGCGCAAAGAUUGGCUGGGACAAGGACACUGGUUUGACCCGCCGUCUUGUUUCCAGAAAGAACUUGAUUGACCCAGCUCGUGGCCGUUACUGUUAUGAGUUAGGUCCUAAAGGGUUGAUACUUACACCUUUGAACUCAUCCAUAGUGUACUGGUCUAGCGGGGAAUGGAAUGGACAGUAUUUUAGCUUGAUACCAGAGAUGGUAAGCCACAACUUGAUAGACUUCAAAUUUGUAAACAACAAGCAUGAAGAGUACUUCACAUUCACCUUGCUGAAUGACACGAUGAUCAUGCAUCACCGCCUUGAUGUAUCUGGUCAAAUGAAGACAUUAAUUUGGGAUGAGGUCUCACAGGCUUGGCUAGGUUCCUACUCCAACCCUAAAGCUCAAUGUGAUGUCUAUGCUCUCUGUGGACCAUUCACUGUGUGCAGUGACAACCCAGCUCAAUAUUGUAGCUGUAUGAAGGGCUUCUCCAUAAGAUCGCAAGAGGAUUGGGAGCUAAGUGACAGAAGCGGUGGAUGUGUGAGAAAUACUCCUUUAAACUGUAAAAGUAACAGGAGUACUACAGGAAUGACUGAUGAAUUCUACUCCAUGUCUAAUGUGGAACUGCCUCAGAAUGCUUACAAGAUAGGUGCUGCUACUAGUGCUAGAGAAUGUGAAAAUGUUUGCCUGAGAUAUUGCUCUUGCACUGCAUAUUCUUUCAUCGACAGUAUAUGCACUAUUUGGCACGAGGAACUCAUCAAUGUAAAGCAACAGCAUAUUGACACUAUGGAUACAAAUGGUGCAGUACUUUAUCUUCGCCUUGCUGCAAAAGAGAUGCAAACUCGAAAAUCAGGCAAAAGAGUGACAAUCAGGGUUACCACAAUUAUCAUUGUCACUGCAUUGAGUUUGCUGGCACUUAUAUUGCUAGUUUUCCUACUGACUAUUUUGAGAAACAAUCGGGGGCGGUCUGGUGGCACGCUGAAAAAUCUCCAAGACGGUGGUGGAAUUAUUGCAUUUAGGUACACUGAUUUGCAGCGGGCAACGAAAAAUUUCCUGGAGAAGCUAGGUGCCGGUGGCUUUGGUUCCGUGUUCAAGGGAUAUCUAACUGAAUCAGCUACAAUAGCAGUGAAAAGGCUCGAUGGGGCUUGUCAAGGAGAAAAACAAUUCAGGGCUGAGGUGGCUUCAAUCGGAGUUAUACAACAUAUCAAUUUAGUUAGACUGAUUGGUUUUUGUUGCGAGGGUGAACGGAGGUUGCUUGCAUAUGAGCACAUGCCAAAUCGCUCUCUUGACAUGCAUCUAUUUCAGAACAACAGCACAGUUUUAGGCUGGAGUACUAGGUAUAAAAUAGCUCUGGGAGUUGCUAGAGGACUGGCCUACCUGCAUGAGAGGUGCCAAGACUUGAUCAUACACUGUGACAUCAAGCCGCAAAAUAUACUUCUGGAUGCAUCAUUUGUUGCUAAAAUUGCUGACUUCGGUAUGGCCAAGUUAAUGGGGAGGGAUUUUAGUCGGGUUCUGACUACAGCUAGGGGAACUGCAGGAUACCUUGCACCAGAAUGGAUAAGCGGGGUUGCUAUCACAGCAAAAGUCGACGUUUACAGCUACGGGAUGGUGUUAAUGGAAAUCAUAUCAGGAAGACAGAACUCAAUUGAACAAUACAAUGCAGGUGGUGAUUGCGCUGUUUUCUUCCCCGUGCAUGCUGCGCAAAUGCUUCUUGAGGGAGAUGUGGCGAGCUUGGUGGAUGAAAAAUUAUCUGGUGAUGUAAAUCUAGAGGAGGCUGAACGGCUAUGCAAGGUUGCUUGUUGGUGCAUUCAGGAUGACGAGUCUGAUCGACCCACAAUGGGCGAAGUUGUUCGUAUUCUAGAGGGUCUGCUUGACCUUGAAGUGCCGCCGAUGCCACGGCUACUUGAGGCGAUUACAAGGAGCUCACUUCCAACAUCCUCCUACUUCUGUAAUCCAUCAGAAUAAUGAAGCUGUACAUGUGAAACAAGCAUCUAUAUUAUUCAAGUCAGUAAGCUAGUACCGUUCGUCCAUACCAGCCUCCAGGUGUGUAUAUCAUUAUGCAUUUCUUUGACAACCUUGUAUUUUCCUUUUUUCCUGUGGACGGUGCAACAAAGUGGUUUGCUUUAUUUUACGCCACAUUUGCAAA
This is a messenger RNA of Lolium perenne, 3649 nucleotides long. Its product is annotated as G-type lectin S-receptor-like serine/threonine-protein kinase At2g19130. Gene Ontology annotation, biological process: protein phosphorylation; recognition of pollen. Gene Ontology annotation, molecular function: protein serine/threonine kinase activity; ATP binding. The record is from RefSeq and is a predicted model, not a curated record. Lineage: Eukaryota; Viridiplantae; Streptophyta; Magnoliopsida; Poales; Poaceae.